This is a messenger RNA of Symbiodinium pilosum, 1160 nucleotides long. Lineage: Eukaryota; Dinophyceae; Suessiales; Symbiodiniaceae. The record is from the annotation of a GenBank genome assembly.
GUCGGAACUUGGCCGAGCAGAGGAAGGCGUUCAUCAAAGAGACGCGGGACAUGGAAGAUCUUAGCUUUUGGGGCGCGCAGGGCAUUCCUGGCUUUGCGGCCCACUUGAAAGCUCGCUUUGGCUCCGUAUUGGCGGGCUGGCGGAUCUUAGACUCCGCGAAGAAGGGGCGAAUGUCCUUUCACCCGUUCUGUAAGGCCGCCAGAAAAUGCGGCUACCAUGGCAACGUGAAAAAGCUUUGGGAAGAGCUUGAUGCAACCAACAAGGGCUUUAUCACUCUCGCUGAUAUUGAUCCCGACGUCUGGAACAUGGUGAGCGCCUUCAAGGUUGAGCUGAUGCAGAGGUACGGGGACAUGCUUCUUGCAUGGCAGGAAUGCAUCGAUGUGCAUGGCGCAGGGAAGGUGUCCGAGAAGGAGAUCGGUGAAAGCCUCCACGAGCUCGGUCUGGAAAUGGAUGCCAGGCAGCUGCUCAAGAUGUUCAUAAGUAUGCCUGGGGCGACUCACAUCACCCUGAAGGACUUCGACCCAAGGGCCUAUCACAGGUGGCAGACGUCUGCGCUUCCUUCUCUCUCCCAAGGAGAUGAGAGUACCGAAGCUGCAAUGACCGACGACAAGGCCCGAUCGACCAGAGCCCGCGGACGAUUGGGGGUGAGCACCAAAGAGGCCUUCCAGGCUGCAAUGAUCAGCCAGUUCGGGACCCUUUUCCGCGCCUGGCGCGAGGGGCUUGAUCCAACUGGACGUGAUCGGUUGAGCUGGGGCGAGUUCACGCACGUCUUCCGACUGCUGGGUCUGCAUGGUGACCUUCAGGCGCUUUGGGACGAACUCGACACAGAGGGCAUCGGGGUCGUGCGAUUUUCUGACAUCGACGAGGAGACUGCUUCCCUCUGGUCGGAGAUGCGAUCCUGUUUCCAGGAGGUUUAUGGGAACAUGCUGCGAGCUUGGAUGACAGGAGUGGACGUGGAGGGAAUUGGCCACGUGGAUGAGGACCAGUUUGUGGCGGCCUGCAAAAAGGCCGGUUUCCUCAAGGAAGCUGCUGCCCAGACUCUCUUCCACUUGCUGAGGCCCCCAGCCUCGGGGUCCUUCCUGAGCUUACGAGACUUCGAUCGCAAAGCCUUCAAGGCUUUCCUCUCCAACGACUUCCGGAUGCUGAGUGUCGUGGCCUAA